AUGAAGGGAGCGGUGAUCAACGUGCAAUCUAAUGACAAUGCGUGUUUCGCGUGGUCUGUGGUCGCCGCUCUACAUCCAGAUGAAAGUUAUGUUUAUCGAGUAUUUUCGUAUUCUCAUUAUACAACGGUGCUGAAUCUCCAGGACAUUGAGUUUCCAGUGACUGUGAACCAAAUUAAAAAAUUUGAACUUGCCAGGAUGUUGCAAGAUACGUGUUUACAACAGCGCAAAUCAUUUUACAGUUCUUUGACCAGUGACACAAUAUCCGAGAGCGAUUACGCGCACGACGAGAACGUCUGGAAGCUGUUCUCCAUUCGAACGCUGGGCGAAUAUAGCGAUUUGUAUCUCAAAAUUGAUGUUUUGUUAUUAGCAGAUAUUUUUGAAAAUUUCCGCGAGAGUUGUAUUAAAAGUUAUAGUCUUGACACCCCGUAUUACUAUACUCUUCCCGGAUACACGUGGCACGCCAUGUUGAAGCAUACAAAUAUUACAUUCAAAUUGCUUACGGAUAUCGACAUGGUUAUGUUUAUCGAACGCGGAAUACGCGGUGGUUUGAGUCAAUGUUCCAACAGAUACGCACAUGCUAAUAACAAGUAUAUGGAAUCGUACGAUCCAUCGAAACCUUCAUCAUAUCUCACGUACUUUGAUGUAAAUAAUUUGUACGGAUGGGCAAUGUGUCAACCUUUGCCCUAUGCAGAUUUUCGAUGGGUCGACGACGUAUCCGAUUUUGAUACAUCAUCGAUCGCGCUCGAUUCGCCUAUAGGCUAUAUCCUUGAAGUCGAUCUCGAGUAUCCGCAACGUGUUCACGAUGCGCACACUGACCUACCGUUUUGCCCGACACGCGACAAACCACCUAGUAAGCGGCAGGAUAGCUGCUCGCAACCUUAUAUGAUAAGAAGCGUUACUUAUAUCGAACUCAAUACACAAUUCCGAACACUCGCGAAAAAUGAUUUUGAAAAAAAAUUGUAUAAAUUAAUGAAUAAUACUGUAUUUGGCAAAACGAUGGAAAAUGUGCGCAAUCACGUUAAUAUUAAGCUCGUGACACAUUGGGAUGGAAGAUAUGGCGCAGAGGCGAUGAUCGCAAAACCAAAUUUUCAUAGUAGAAGCGUGUUUUCGGAGAAUCUGAUCGCCGUUAAAUUGCGCAAUUUCGAAGUUAAACCAAUCUACGUGGGUAUCUGUAUACUCGACAUAUCCAAGACAUGUUUGUACGAGUUUCACCACGAUUAUAUGGUACCUAUGUAUCGAGAGAAAUCGCAACGUCGAUUCGAUACCAGCAAUUAUGCGGUGGACAAUCUGUACGGUAUACCGCUUGCGAAUAAAAAGAUACCGGGUUUAAUGAAGGACGAGAAUAAUGGCGCCAUUAUGACCGAAUUCGUCGGGCUUAGGGCAAAAAUGUACGCGUUGCGAGUAGAUGGUAAGAAAGACUCGAAAAAAGUAAAAGGCGUCAAGAGUAACGUCGUCGCGAGAACGAUAACAUUCGACGAUUACACGCGGUGUUUGAACGAAGAGAUUGAAAUGACGCGUCAGCAGUCUUGUAUAAGAUCUAAAUUACACGAAGUAUACACCAUCUGCGAGACAAAAAUUGCUGUAAGUCCGUACGAUGACAAGCGGUAUAUCGUACCCGAAACCACCGACACGGUACCGUGGGGACAUUAUAAAAUACCGUUGUAA
This is a messenger RNA of Formica exsecta, 1665 nucleotides long. RefSeq lists its product as uncharacterized. Lineage: Eukaryota; Metazoa; Arthropoda; Insecta; Hymenoptera; Formicidae. The transcript is spliced from 4 exons. Bases 1 to 1665 code for a protein of 554 amino acids. The record is from RefSeq and is a predicted model, not a curated record.